Molecule: messenger RNA, 770 nt
Organism: Prorocentrum cordatum
Lineage: Eukaryota; Dinophyceae; Prorocentrales; Prorocentraceae
Source: the annotation of a GenBank genome assembly
AUGGGCGGCAGCCGCCCCGGCGCGGCCCGGCUGGACGCGUGGCUGUGCCGGGAGGUGCUGCAGCAGCAGGCGCCCCUGGCGGAGGGCGGCCCUGCGGGGGGCGGCGCGGCGGCCGCCGGGUGCGCGGGCGAGGCGCUCGAGCAGGAGCUCCAGGAGGCCCUGCUGCGAGCGCAGGGGGACGCCCUUCCCCCCGGCGCGGCGUUGGGCGCGCCCGCGCCCAGCGCUGGGGCGGCGCCUCCACCAGGGAGGUGCGCCGAGCUGACGGUGCUGGUGCAGGGGAGGCCCCACCCUCUGGACCAGGCGCUCGACAGCGACGAGCUGCAGGAGCCAGAGCGGCGCAAGCGUUCCGACGCUUCGUGGACCUGGCGCGCGAGGAGACGCGGCGGGCUCGCGAAGAGCGGCGGCGGGCGGCGGCGGCGGCGCGGCGGGCGGCUCCGUAGGGCCGCGCUGCGUCGCCGCCGCGCCUGCCGCCCUCCCCGAGGGGGCACCGAGAACGGAGGCGGUGUGGGGCGAACGUCAGCCCCGUUGGCGUGAGCCCUCGGUUCUGGCCCUGCUCUCCCCCUCCUCCUCCUCCCCCUCCUCCUCCCCCUGGAUAGGGAUCACUUCGAGGCUGGUUAAUUCUGGAGCCCUCUCAGCCCCAGUCCGCUCGCGGCGGCAGAUGCGCGGCGCUGUACAGGUCGCCCGGGCAUUCGGGAACCACCGCCCUCCGGAGAGGCGCGUGCGGCUUGAGAAAGGGGAGCGCGCGGCAUUUCUAUGGUCGGCGAAAACAA